GAUCUGGUACCUUAAAAAAGCCCAACCCCAUACUGUUCUGGGUGCUCACAGAGCCAAGGCGCUGACUCGUGCAGGGCGGUGGCAGCAGCAGCAUCUCACACCCCCUCAUACCCCCUGGGCACCAGCGUCUGGCCAUGGACUCGGUGACCGUUUACCACGGGAAGAUCAGCCGCGAGACUGGGGAGAAGUUGCUGCUUGCCACGGGCCUGGACGGCAGCUACUUGCUUCGGGACAGUGAGAGCGUGCCUGGGGUCUACUGCCUCUGCGUGCUGUAUCAAGGUUACAUUUAUACCUACCGAGUGUACCAGUCAGAAACGGGUUCUUGGAGUGCUGAGACGGCACCUGGGGUACAAAAAAGAUUAUUCCGGAAAAUAAAAAAUCUCAUUUCAGCAUUUCAGAAGCCAGAUCAAGGCAUUGUAAUACCUUUACAGUAUCCAGUAGAAAAGAAACCUCCACCUAGAAAUGCACAAGGAAGAAGAGAAGACCCUGAUGUCUACAUGAAAGCACCAUGAAAACACAUUUAUUUCAGAAUUUAAAUAGGCCUUUAGGUGUUUUCCUUUGUAUAUAACCCCACAGUUUUGCAUAUUGUAGAUAAAAUUA
This is a messenger RNA of Trichosurus vulpecula (common brushtail), 600 nucleotides long. It is a transcript of the gene SH2D1A, whose product is annotated as SH2 domain containing 1A. Lineage: Eukaryota; Metazoa; Chordata; Mammalia; Diprotodontia; Phalangeridae. The coding region runs from base 135 to 512 and encodes 125 amino acids. The record is from RefSeq and is a predicted model, not a curated record. The transcript has 4 exons.